AUGCCCCGCGCAUUUCCAACCGUAGAGCAAAAUGAUAAAACGAAACGAGCAACCGUGCCUAAGAGCCCUUUGUCAGCGUCUCUUGUUGAGAGCGUAGCUGGAUUUAGCGCCGGCGUCGUCUCUUGCCUCGCCGCACACCCACUCGACCUAUUGAAGAACCGACUGCAACUUAAUACACAAAGUCGAUCGCGACCUGGCGACUCAUAUCGAAUACUACGAAAUGUCAUCAAGGAUGAAGGGGGCGUCCGAGCACUAUAUAGAGGGCUAUGGCCAAAUCUUUUGGGCAAUAGUCUAGGUUGGGGGUUAUAUUUUCUAUUCUACGGAAACCUAAAAGAAUUAUUCCAAAGUAGGAGGCAGAAGGGCGAGCAUCUGGGAAGUGCUGAGUUCUUUUCCGCGAGUAUCAUCGCUGGCCUUCUCACUGGUGCCUGCACAAAUCCUAUCUGGGUAGUGAAAACUCGCAUGCUUGAACGCGGCGCAAACCACCCUUCUGCAUAUAAGUCGAUGAGAUUUGGUCUUCGUCACGUAUACGAAACUCGAGGACUGAAGGGCCUUUGGGCAGGCUUUCUGCCUUCGUCACUGGGUGUGCUACACGGCGCAGUACAAUUUAGCAUUUACGAGAAUAUGAAGAAGAGAAGGGGAACACAUAUUGGUGGGCAAGAUAAACUGAGCAAUUGGGAGUACGUCUAUAUGAGCGGUGGAAGCAAACUACUUGCUGGAGCGAUUACGUACCCAUAUCAGCCCAUAAGAGCGAGGCUGCAACAGUAUAACGCCGCCCAGCAGUACACCGGACUAGUGGAUGUGCUCAGGAAGACUUAUCGGAACGAGGGAUUUCUGGCGUUCUACAAGGGUGUCAUCCCUAACACGCUGCGAGUCAUCCCAACCACUGUUGUUACGUUCUUAGUGUAUGAGAACACGAAACUAUACUUGCCAAAGGUUUUUGCCGAUGACGAGCAGCAAAGCCACGAUGAAGACUAG
Alternaria atra is the source of this 975-nucleotide messenger RNA. RefSeq lists its product as uncharacterized. Gene Ontology annotation, biological process: nucleotide transport; mitochondrial transport; folate import into mitochondrion. Gene Ontology annotation, cellular component: mitochondrial membrane; mitochondrion. Lineage: Eukaryota; Fungi; Ascomycota; Dothideomycetes; Pleosporales; Pleosporaceae. The record is from RefSeq and is a predicted model, not a curated record. The transcript has 3 exons. Gene Ontology annotation, molecular function: FAD transmembrane transporter activity; folic acid transmembrane transporter activity. Bases 1 to 975 code for a protein of 324 amino acids.